AGCUUUAUAAGAAAUCGGAGACCGAAAAGGGUCACACGUGUGACCUAUAUCCACAAACGUCCUUCACCUUUUGAUAUAGAAAGCGGAAGUAGGUCAACGGGAGGUGUAAAAGGCACGCGACGGGACGGCAACACAUUUUAUUAUUUUUUUUCACCACUGCACAAUGGGUUUUUAAAAUUAGAUCAUAGGCACAUAGAGCACUCAUGGAUGACCAGAUCGACGAUCAGGAUGGGCCGAUCACGUUUGCAGAUCUUGGAAUAAAGAAGAGAGAAGCAACGACAGAGACGGUCCUAGGCAAGACCAGAACAUGGCAGGAUUUAGAGAAAAAAGAAAUCGCCUUUUUCAUCAUCGCAAUCAUCAGUCUUUUAGCCUCACUAGGUGUCGCCAUCUACAGUGCUGCCACACAAACUGGACAUGAUUUCACUUUUGCACUUCUGAUAAUUGUAAAUAUUGGGUUCUGCUUUCUGUAUGUAGUGGAAGGGGUUCUGAGAGAACGUCCGUAUGAAACCUUCAUAUUUGUCAUUGCCAAUGUCAUCAUCAUUGUGUACGUCUGUUCCAACUUUGCCAUUACAUACCCAGAUAUUGCUAAUGGAAAAGAUGAUGUUAGGUUCACAGUUAAACUGGUACGACUCAUAUUCACUGUUAUCCUGGUCCCGUUGAAUGUGUAUUUAGGGCUCUGGGUGUCGUACACAUAUUUCCAGUCAGGGAACUUGAUAUUCAGGACAGUUGGAGCCAGUGAGGACUUACAGAACUCCUGCAAGACUCUGUUCUUUACGGAGGCAGCUCUCAAGUUUGAUGUCCAGAUGGCUUCUAGUAUGCUGAUACUCAUUCUGAAGGAUGGCCACACAACAGGUACGCUAGGGAUCUGUGUCCUGACCAUAGGGUUUGCCUUCACUGUGGUUUGGGUACUACUAGGGUAUUUUGCUGUGAGAUUUGAAAACAAGAUUCUAACAUUCAUUUUCUUUGCCACGUCUGUAUUUGAACCAGGCUACAUUAUUUUCAAAGUAUACCAGGCAGCUACAGAUGUGGCUUAUGAAAAUCAAGAGCCAGACACCAGUAUAGAUGCAGUAACAUUUGUAGGGGCAGGCUUGGCGCUGAUCGUGCGCAUCAUUUUGCUGGUCUUCUGUUACAAAGUGUACAGAAAUUAUGGAGUUGGGCUCAAAGAAAAAGUAUAUGGAAGUCCUAGCAGUGACAUUGAAGAUGAUCCAGAGGACGCCACAAGUCAAACCCAAAUACAAGUCCAAUACCCUGCUAAUGCACCCAUAAAUCCAGAAGCCUAUGAUGAACCACCACCUGUUGCCUCCGAGGAAAAAACAUAGAAAGUGCCUCUUUUCCAGUCCUAAGACAAUCCAAGCCAAGUGUUAAAAAAAAACGUGUCAGACAAAACUUCAAUAUGUGCCUUAAACUUGAUAGCCCUCUGGUUGGUGUGUUUUCACAUGACAAACAUGACCCAUAAUUUCUGUUUUUGAUAAAAUAUAUUAAUGCAUUCAGAUAUCUCUGUGGAAAUGAAAGUAAAUAAUUAAGGUGACAUAUUUUACUAUAAUAUAGAUAUAUUAAUUCCACGUAUAAAAACAUCAAACUUUUAAAUUCCAAAGAAUCUAUGAAUGUUGCAAUUUUCACAAAACUUUAUUUUAAGUUAUGCACUGGACUUGUAUAUAUGCGCUAAAUAUUUUAUCCUAGUUGAUCCAGUUUGAUGUUCUCGAUUUUAUUCCAUAAAAGAUUUUAUCAUUUUGUUAGCUCACAUCAAGCAGUUUUACUGAAUAUGUUUCACAGUUUUGAUCUACUCCAAUGCAGAAAGAUCUGUUGUGUUUACAGUAUGCGAAAGCUUCUGUAGAAUGGAAGAUGGUGGAUAAAAA
This is a messenger RNA of Lingula anatina, 1856 nucleotides long. RefSeq lists its product as uncharacterized. The record is from RefSeq and is a predicted model, not a curated record. NCBI's taxonomy places the organism in Eukaryota, Metazoa, Brachiopoda, Lingulata, Lingulida, Lingulidae.